Molecule: messenger RNA, 603 nt
Organism: Cicer arietinum (chickpea)
Lineage: Eukaryota; Viridiplantae; Streptophyta; Magnoliopsida; Fabales; Fabaceae
Source: RefSeq, a predicted model, not a curated record
UACUCUCAAUAUUCUCUCAAAUUCUCACACUCCUUCAUUUCUUCUUCUUCUCCUCAACUUCUCUCUCUCUAAAAAUUAAAGAAUGGCUCGCUCUUGCAUUUCGAUUCUGAUUCUCUUCGCAGCAAUGUUCGUUUUCUCUGCUGUCGCACAAUCUCCGGCGGCGUCUCCGGCGGCUUCUUCUGAAACUCCAUCGCCAUCUUCUUCCAAGUUUACGCCGACCGCUGCUCCAUCUCUUACUCCGACAUCGCCUUCUCUUUCCCCGUCGUCGAUUUCGUCUCCUCCUGCUGACGCUCCCGGACCUUCCGGAAGUAGUGCUGCUACCAACGGAAUCUUCGUCGCCGGAUCUCUUGCAGUCGCACUUGUCGUGUCUGUUAUGAUCGUUUGAAGCUCAGCAUUUGCAUUGUGGGUCCCUUUCUCUACACUCGGAGUGGGGCAUAUAUAUAUAAAUAAAAUAAUAUUAUAUCCAAAGUUUGGUUAAAUGUUGUCUCCUUAUUUUUAGUUAUUUUUAUAUUUUUUUUCUUGUUUAAAUAUACAUGUAUUUGCCGAAUUUUUAUUAUAUUAUGUAGUACUAUAUUGAGUUUUUCACAUAUAUAUCUCUUUUUU